Molecule: messenger RNA, 2317 nt
Organism: Hevea brasiliensis (rubber tree)
Lineage: Eukaryota; Viridiplantae; Streptophyta; Magnoliopsida; Malpighiales; Euphorbiaceae
Exons: 3
Coding region: 1594-2097 (167 amino acids)
Source: RefSeq, a predicted model, not a curated record
CUGUUUCUCUUUCUAUUUUGACCCUAAAGUCUCAAACAGAAUGGUGGUACGCCUUCUGCUGGUCAGUACUAGAAUGCAGCAAUAUGAGUAAUGUCCAGUGUCCACAGUGCACUUGCAGCAUUUAGUCAUCUUAAGUAUUUCCCUUUUAUCAUUAUUAUUUAUUGACAGUUCUGCAGCAAGAUCAAAGAUCAGUAAAAGCUAUAAAAUUCCUUCACAUUCUCUUUCCGCUGAAUAAGAAAUUCGGCCUCUUUUUCUUCUUUUCCAUGGCUUUCUCUCUCUAGUUUGAUAUAGGGAGAGAGCUCCUGCAUCUUCAUCUACUGUAAGUGAUUAAUUUUUAUUAAUCUCUUAUUUUGAUGUCAUGGAAAGGAAGAAGAAGGAUCACAGAAUUGCUUCAGCUACUACCCACGAACGUGGCUCUAAUGACUUGCUGGGUGAAUCUGAUGAUGACCAGCGUAAAGAAGAACAAAACCAAUCCACUGUUGCAUUUGCUACGAAGAGUAUGGGAGCUACUAAUCCUUCACAUGACGAUGCACCUUCCCUCAAUCAGCAAUCCCCUUCAAUUCUUCAAUGGCCAUGCUGCCCAUGCACACCUCAAAUUAACGGGGAGCGGCCUUCCUCAAGUUCAAAGCCUUGUGUAUCUGCCCAAUCUCCAUCAAUAGCUGUAAGCCAAUGGCAUCAAUUACCUCAUCUGCCAUUAAAUCCUGCUAGUCAUCAGGGCCAUGCACUACCUCACCUUGCCCAAUCAACCACACCAUUUUGGCUACCUCAGCGUCCUGGUUACUAUAUGCCUGGUGUGAAUGCACCUGUUAUAUUUCAGCCAUCCACCUGGAGCAAUUAAUGCUAGUUAGCAUGCUUCUGGUUUAGUAGGAGGUGGAACUUCAUCAAAAGACCAUAAUCAGUUUCCCGAUUUCUGUUACCAAGUUGGUUACGCAUUUCCAGGGCCUUGGGAUCCAUCUUCUUGGUGUGGUCAUAUUCAACAAUCACAGCCUCCUAGCAAUUAUGUGUUCCCAGGAGCUUAUGGCUACUUCUCUUUACAACCUCCAACUGUGCCUGAUUGUUCAGCGCCCCUUGGACAAUCAUCUCAAAGGGGGAUCAUUAGGGCACCAGAACAACUGUGGGAAGCUCAAGGAUGAUUUCUUUUCUGCUGCCCUUGUUUUGUUUUCACUAUGAUAUUGCCAUUUUUGCUUAUGUCAAUUUUUUGCUUGAGGAUGCAGUCAGCAGAGAAUGUUCAACUAUGGAUCGUAAUUGGACAUUUGCAAUCAGAACUAGCUGAUUACAAGAGCCACGUUACGAAGCUUGAAUCAGAAGUUUCAUUCCUGAAACAAGCAAUGGAAGAGUCCACUGCACAUGUGACUGGGACUGCUGUGUCUAGACAAGUAUCAAAGAGAGGGAGACCAAGGAGAUCAGUUGCUUUGGUUGAUGCAUUACCUUCACCUGAUGGAUCUCAACCCCAAGUUCGAGGUAGAAAAGCUUGUAGUUUAGAGAAAGUUAUCCUAAACAAGGCAGAACAUAAAGUAAAUCAUCUAAUCCGACAGCCAUUACCCAACAAGAAGAUGAAAAGUCUCAAAUGUGAUCACAAACAGUAGCAGUAAGAUGGCAAUUAAUGGAAGUAAUGUGAUAGUGCCAUCAUUCCCCAAUCAAGUUCCCCAAGAAAUUUCUCAAACGCAAAUGUCUGGAGUUGAAAAGAAUGAUGGCAAGACUGGAGAUAUAAAUGAUGCCUUCACAGUCAUGAAUCAGGAAGCUAAGGGGAUGGACAAUAGAAUUGGUUUUUUAGCUUCUUUCUUAGGAGCAAGAAACAACGGAAGUCUCGGAUGGCCUUAUACAAUCAUCCGUGAAGGCAGUGAGACAAAUGACUUGAAUAAGAGUUCUCAAAGUUUUAACAAUUAUGGUAGUGCUAUCAGACAAGGUGGAAGAGUUAUUCCUGGAUGGAGUUUUGUGAAUGAAGAGGAUGCUUCUGAGGAGCUUGAAGAUGCUGUGGCAACAUCAGCCAAGGAUGAAAAUGAGGAGGAAAUGGAAGAUGAUGCUACCUCAGGUGGUGAAGAAAUCACCUGGUCAAAAGGUGAAGGUGAAGAUCUGCCUCAGUUCAGUAACCGGUGAAGAAAAUUGUUGGGAUCUCUAUGUGUACGUACUUUUCUUGUGACAAACUGAAAAUAGAUUUUAGACAAAAGGAAAUUCUGCUCAAUUGGGCCAACCUUUUCUCAAUGCAGGGUAAAGGUUUGCUCAAAAUUUUGUAGGGGAGCAGGAUUUUAGCUCUCACAAAUUUUGAACUUGCCAAGUGACUAAUUUGGUCAUCAGCCUAUAUUGAAUUCUCUCACUA